AUGGCUUCUCCAGAGCUUCUCCCGGAUGGAGGAGCCGCGCAGGCUGACCCGGCUGACCGCGGACCGGCCGGGUCAACAGGAGGCGCGCUCCCCGGGGAGGGGAGCCGCAACCCGGCCCGCGGCAGCCGCGGCCGCCGCUCUUCAGCACCUCGGACAGCUCCGCGCAAGGGGGGCCCGGAGCCCAAACCCCGCGCGCUCUGCGAGGAGAAAGUCCGGGUGUGCUGCGACGAGGAACUGGAGACCUCGUUCACCUUCGUCGACGAGAACGUGAACCUCAGACUCGCCAGCCCGGACACGAGUUGCAAAAGUACUCAGAGGCCCGUGCGCAACGGCGAGCCCUGCUCCGAGACUUUCCCGGAGCUCUCCUUCAUGUCCGACGACGACCUCUCCUUCGGGGACGGCUCCGGGAGCUCUAUAGACUACGGCUUCAUCAGCGCGGUCACGUUCCUGGUGACCGGGAUCUCGCUGGUCAUCAUCUCCUACGCGGUGCCGCGCGACGUGGAGGUGGACCGGGACAGCGUGUCGGCCCGGGAGAUGGAGAAGCUGGAGAUGGAGAGCGCCCGGAUCGGCGCCCACCUGGACCGGUGCGUGAUAGCGGGGCUGUGCCUGCUCACGCUGGGCGGCGUGGUGCUCUCCACGCUGCUGAUGGUCUCCAUGUGGAAGGGGGAGAUGUACAGGAGGAAGGUGGUCGCUUACUCCAAGCGAUCGGCCAAACUCUACGGCUCCAUAAGCCUAAAGACCAGGUCCAGCCCCAGCCACUCCUCCGCGCACUUGUCCCUAGAGGAUAUAGAGGAAACUUUGACUUAA
Messenger RNA from Menidia menidia (Atlantic silverside), 807 nucleotides. The record is from the annotation of a GenBank genome assembly. NCBI's taxonomy places the organism in Eukaryota, Metazoa, Chordata, Actinopteri, Atheriniformes, Atherinopsidae.